Messenger RNA from Acipenser ruthenus (sterlet), 8703 nucleotides. Its product is annotated as spectrin beta chain, non-erythrocytic 1. Bases 458 to 7543 code for a protein of 2361 amino acids. NCBI's taxonomy places the organism in Eukaryota, Metazoa, Chordata, Actinopteri, Acipenseriformes, Acipenseridae. Gene Ontology annotation, molecular function: phospholipid binding; structural constituent of cytoskeleton; actin filament binding. The record is from RefSeq and is a predicted model, not a curated record. Gene Ontology annotation, biological process: protein localization to plasma membrane; actin cytoskeleton organization. The transcript is spliced from 35 exons. Gene Ontology annotation, cellular component: plasma membrane; cortical actin cytoskeleton; cell junction.
GGUUUGUGAAAGGUGUGCUGUGUUUCAAGGGAUUUUGUUUUGAAGGGACGGUUGUGCGCUUACUUGCCUGGCAGGGUUUGGUAACAUCGUGGAUACAGAGAAGCUUUUUAGCUUCAACUCUUGUUGUUUGAAUGGGAGAAGGACACAGAGCAAUCAUGCUGGUCUGCUGCUGAGGAGGCUGGACCCGUUACACACAGGCUACCAUCAGCCUACACUGCACUUUGUUUUGUUUCUUCAGCUUUGUACUGGACUGGCUGGUUCCAGCUUUUCUCCUUUCUUCUGUUUUACUACUACUGUUUAAUUCGAGUUGUUUUUUUGUUUUGUUUGUUUUUUUUGUUUGUUUGUUUGUUUUGGGAGGCCUGAAAACUGUGCAGUGCAUUGCAUUGCAUUGCAUUGCAUUGCUUCUGUCCCCUUUUUGUGUUUAAGGCAUUUUAAUUGAUUACUUAUUUGGAAGCAAAUGGAAUUACAGAGGGCAUCCAGCAUGCCUGGACACUUAUCCCCUGGAUUUAGCCCCAGCCCCAGCCCCAGCCUUAGCCCUAGCCCUAGCCCUGGACCUGGCUUCACAGCUCAGGUACCAUUCAAUUACAACCAGCUGGAAGGAAGAUUUAAACAGUUGCAAGACGAACGUGAAGCUGUACAAAAGAAGACUUUCACAAAAUGGGUGAAUUCGCACUUGGCGCGUGUAUCCUGCCGAAUCACAGACCUGUACAUGGACCUGCGCGAUGGCCGCAUGCUAAUCAAACUGCUGGAAGUGCUCUCUGGGGAGAGGCUUCCCAAGCCAACAAAGGGAAGAAUGCGUAUCCACUGUCUGGAGAAUGUCGACAAGGCCCUUCAGUUCCUCAAAGAACAGAGGGUGCAUUUAGAGAACAUGGGAUCACAUGAUAUUGUGGAUGGGAAUCACAGACUGACGCUUGGUCUUAUUUGGACCAUCAUUCUCAGGUUCCAGAUUCAAGAUAUCAGAGUUGAGACUGAAGACAACAAGGAGAAGAAAUCUGCCAAGGAUGCCUUGCUGCUGUGGUGCCAGAUGAAGACUGCUGGCUAUCAAAAUGUCAACAUUCGCAACUUCACCACUUGCUGGAGAGACGGCAUGGCUUUCAACGCACUUAUUCACAAACAUAGGCCUGACCUGAUUGAUUUUGAUAAGCUGAAGAAAUCCAACGUUCACUACAAUCUGCAGAACGCUUUCAACCUUGCAGAGCAACACCUUGGUCUCACCAAGCUCCUGGACCCAGAAGAUAUCAGUGUGGACCAGCCUGAUGAAAAGUCCAUCAUCACUUACGUGGUAACAUACUACCACUACUUCUCCAAGAUGAAGGCUUUGGCUGUAGAAGGAAAGCGUAUUGGAAAGGUGCUCGACAAUGCCAUUGAGACAGAGAAGAUGAUUGAAAAGUACGAGUCCCUGGCUUCUGACCUCCUGGAGUGGAUCGAGCAGACCAUCAUUAUCCUGAACAAUCGCAAGUUUGCCAACUCACUUGUUGGUGUACAGCAGCAGCUACAGGCCUUCAACACGUACCGCACAGUGGAGAAGCCCCCUAAGUUUACAGAAAAGGGUAACUUGGAAGUGCUUCUUUUCACCAUUCAGAGCAAGAUGAGAGCAAACAACCAGAAAGUGUACCUGCCCAGAGAGGGGAAACUCAUCUCUGAUAUUAACAAGACCUGGGAAAGACUGGAAAAAGCAGAGCAUGAACGGGAGCUGGCACUGAGGACUGAGUUGAUAAGGCAAGAGAAACUGGAACAGCUGGCCCGCCGUUUCGACCGCAAGGCAGCCAUGAGGGAGACCUGGCUGAGUGAGAAUCAGCGGCUCGUCUCACAGGACAACUUUGGGUAUGACCUGCAGGCAGUGGAGGCUGCCACCAAAAAGCAUGAAGCUAUUGAGACUGACAUUGCGGCCUAUGAAGAAAGAGUGGAGGCGGUCCUGGCUGUGGCCAGGGAACUUGAAGCCGAGAACUACCAUGACAUCAAGCGCAUCACAGCCAGGAAAGACAACGUGAUUCGGCUUUGGGAGUACCUUCUGGAGCUGCUCAAGGCUCGGCGCCAGCGACUGGAGAUGAACCUGGGGCUGCAGAAGGUCUUCCAGGAGAUGCUUUACAUUAUGGACUGGAUGGAUGAGAUGAAGGUGCUCUUGCUGUCCCAGGAUUAUGGAAAACACUUGCUUGGCGUGGAAGAUCUACUGCAGAAACACGCUCUGGUUGAAGCUGAUAUUGGUAUUCAGGCAGACAGAGUGAAGGCGGUCAAUGCAUCUGCUCAGAAAUUUGCAAGUGAUGGAGAAGGUUACAAGCCAUGUGACCCCCAGGUUAUCCGUGACCGGGUGGCCCACAUGGAGUUCUGUUAUCAGGAGCUGUGCCAGCUGGCAGUGGAGCGCAGGGCCCGUCUUGAGGAAUCUCGUCGCCUCUGGAAGUUCUUCUGGGAGAUGGCAGAGGAGGAGGGAUGGAUCCGAGAGAAGGAGCAGAUCCUGUCGUCCGACGACUACGGCAAAGACCUGACCAGCGUGUUGCGCCUCCUGAGCAAACACAAGGCCUUCGAGGACGAAAUGAGUGGCCGAUAUACCCACCUGCAGCAGACGAUACGGGAGGGAGAAGACAUGAUCUCUGAUGACCACUUUGGUUCUGACAAGAUCAGGGAGCGGAUCAUGGACAUUAAGGAGCAGUGGGCCAACCUGGAGCAGCUGUCUGCCAUCAGGAAGAAACGCCUGCAGGAGGCCUCCAAUCUGCACCAGUUCCAGGCCGAUGCUGACGACAUUGACACUUGGAUGCUCGACGUCCUCCGGAUCGUCUCCAGCAGCGACGUGGGCCACGACGAGUACUCCACCCAGUCACUGGUAAGGAAACACAAAGAUGUGGCUGAAGAGAUCGCCAGCUACCGUCCUGUCAUCGACACCCUAGAGGAGCAGUCCAAGGCCCUCCCCGAAGAGCACGCCCAGUCCCCAGAAGUCCUGAGCAGGCUGUCCGGGAUUGAGGAGAGGUACAAAGAGGUCACCGAGCUCACCAGGUUGCGCAAGCAAGCUCUGCAAGAUGCUCUGGCCCUUUAUAAGAUGUCCAGCGAGGCUGAUGCCUGUGAGCUCUGGAUAGAUGAGAAGGAACAAUGGUUGAUCAGCAUGCAGAUCCCAGAGAAACUUGAAGAUCUGGAAGUAAUCCAGCACAGGUUUGAGAGUUUGGAACCGGAAAUGAAUAAUCAGGCUUCCCGUGUGGCUGUGGUCAACCAGAUUGCUCGCCAGCUGAUCCACAGUGGACACCCUAGCGAGAAAGAAAUCAAAGCCCAGCAGGAUAAACUUAAUACCAGAUGGAGCCAGUUCCGUGAUUUGGUGGACCAAAAGAAAGAUUCUCUCAGUUCUGCAUUGGGUGUUCAGAACUACCACCUGGAAUGUAACGAAACCAAAUCGUGGAUCAGGGAGAAGACCAAAGUUAUUGAAUCUACUCAGGAGCUGGGCAACGACCUGGCUGGAGUCAUGGCCUUGCAGAGAAAACUGACAGGAAUGGAAAGAGACCUUGCAGCCAUCGAAGACAAGCUGAGUGACCUGCAGAAGGAAGCUGAAAGGCUGGCCGCAGAGCACCCAGACCAGGCUCAAGCCAUAAUGGGUCGUCUGGCGGAGAUCACAGACGUCUGGGAGGAGAUGAAGACCACCCUGAAGAACCGUGAGGAGUCCCUGGGUGAAGCCAGCAAGCUUCAGCAGUUCCUGCGUGACCUGGAUGACUUCCAGUCCUGGCUCUCGAGGACCCAGACCGCCAUCGCCUCGGAGGAUAUGCCCAACACCUUGACGGAAGCAGAGAAGCUGCUCACACAACAUGAGAACAUCAAGAAUGAGAUCAACAACUACGAGGAAGACUAUCAGAAGAUGCGUGACAUGGGCGAGAUGGUAACGCAAGGCCAGACGGAUGCCCAGUACAUGUUCUUGCGCCAGCGCCUGCAGGCCCUGGACACCGGCUGGAACGAGCUGCACAAGAUGUGGGAGAACAGACAGAGUCUGCUGUCUCAGUCCCACGCCUACCAGCUGUUCCUCAGAGACACAAAACAAGCAGAAGCAUUCCUCAAUAACCAGGAGUAUGUGUUGGCACACACUGAGCUGCCCAACACCCUGGAGUCUGCAGAGGCUGCAAUUAAGAAGCAGGAGGACUUCAUGACCACCAUGGAUGCCAAUGAGGAGAAGAUCAACGCAGUGGUGGAAACGGGCAGGAGACUCGUUAGUGACGGGAACAUCAGCUCUGACAAGAUCCAGGAGAAGGUGGACUCCAUAGAUGACAGGCAUAAAAAGAACCGUGAGGCUGCUAGUGAACUCCUGAUGAGACUCAAGGACAACAGAGACCUGCAGAAAUUCCUUCAGGACUGCCAGGAGCUGUCCCUUUGGAUCAAUGAGAAGAUGCUUACAGCGCAAGACAUGUCAUAUGACGAAGCCAGGAACUUGCAUAGCAAAUGGCUGAAACACCAGGCGUUCAUGGCCGAGCUGCAGUCCAACAAGGAGUGGUUGGACAAAAUUGAAAAGGACGGAAUGCAGCUUGUUGCAGAGAAACCGGAGACUGAGGUAGUUGUUAAGGAGAAGAUGUCAUCCCUUCACAAAAUGUGGGACGACCUGGAAUCCACCACCCAGACCAAGGCACAGUGUCUCUUCGAUGCCAACAAGGCAGAGCUGUUCACCCAGAGCUGUGCUGACCUUGACAAGUGGCUGAUGGGUCUGGAGGGACAGAUCCACUCCGACGAUUACGGCAAAGACUUGACCAGCGUCAGCAUUCUGUUAAAGAAACAGCAGAUGCUGGAGAACCAAGUGGAGGUGCGGAAGAAGGAGGUGGAGGAGCUGCAGGGCCAGGCCCAGGUCCUGAGUCUGGAAGGUAAAGACACAGACGAGGUGGACAGCAGGAGGCAGGUGGUGGAGCAGAAGUUCAAUGAGCUGCUGGCACCACUCCAGCAGAGGAAGAGCUAUCUCAUGGCCUCCAAGGAGAUUCACCAGUUCAACAGAGAUGUGGAGGAUGAGAUUUUGUGGGUUGAAGAAAGAAUGGCAGUUGCAACUUCCACAGACCAUGGUCACAACUUACAAACCGUACAGCUUCUUAUCAAGAAAAAUCAGACUCUUCAGAAGGAAAUCCAAGGCCAUCAGCCACGUAUUGACGACAUCUUCGAGAGGAGCCAGAACAUUCUCACUGACGGCAGCCCCAAUGCUGAAGCCAUUCGACAGAGGCUGGCGGGGCUGCAGGAGCUGUGGAAUCUCAUGAUCGAGGAGACGGAGAAACGCCACGCCCGGCUGGAGGAAUCCCACAAGGCUCAGCAGUACUACUUCGACGCUGCAGAGGCCGAGGCCUGGAUGAGUGAACAGGAGCUGUACAUGAUGUCGGAAGAGAAGGCCAAGGAUGAGCAGAGCGCAGUUGCAAUGCUGAAGAAACACCAGAUCUUGGAGCAGGCUGUAGAAGAUUAUGCUGAGACAGUGCACCAGCUCUCUAAGACCAGCCGGGCAUUGGUAGCAGCUGGACAUCCUGAAAGUGAACGUAUCGGCAUGCGACAAUCCCAGGUGGACAAACUCUAUGCCGGCUUGAAGGACCUGUCUGAAGAGAGGAGGGGCAAGCUGGAUGAGAGGCAUCGGCUCUUCCAGCUGAACCGAGAGGUAGACGACCUUGAACAGUGGAUCGCAGAGAGGGAAGUGGUGGCCGGGUCACACGAGCUGGGACAAGAUUACGAACACGUCACUAUGCUGCAAGAGCGUUUCCGUGAGUUUGCCCGCGACACCGGCAACAUCGGGCAGGAGCGAGUAGAUGCCGUCAACCACAUGGCGGAUGAGCUGAUCAAUUCCGGACAUUCCGACGCUGCCACGAUCGCAGAGUGGAAGGACGGUCUCAAUGAGGCCUGGGCAGACCUCCUGGAGCUCAUUGACACUAGAACACAGAUCCUGGCCGCCUCUUACGAACUGCACAAAUUCUAUCACGAUGCCAAGGAGAUCCUUGGGCGCAUCGACGACAAACACAAGAAGUUGCCUGAGGAGCUGGGACGAGACCAGAACACAGUGGAAGCACUCCAGCGAAUGCACACAACAUUCGAGCAUGACAUCCAGGCAUUGGGCACACAGGUGAGACAGUUGCAAGAGGAUGCUGCCCGUCUUCAGUCCGCCUAUGCAGGAGACAAGGCUGACGAUAUCCAGAAGAGGGAGAAUGAAGUGCUGGAAGCCUGGAAAAUGCUGCUGGAUUCCUGCGAGGGCCGUCGGGUCCGACUGUUUGACACCGGGGACAAGUUCCGCUUCUUCAGCAUGGUUCGAGACCUCAUGCUGUGGAUGGAGGACGUCAUCCGUCUGAUCGAGGCCCAGGAAAAACCCAGGGACGUGUCGUCGGUCGAGUUACUGAUGAAUAACCACCAGGGGAUUAAAGCAGAGAUUGAUGCCCGUAACGACAGUUUUACUACCUGCAUUGAGCUUGGCAAGUCUCUCCUGGCACGGAAACACUACGCAUCAGAGGAGAUUAAAGAGAAGUUGUUACAGCUGACCGAUAAGAGAAAAGACAUGAUUGACAAGUGGGAAGACAGAUGGGAAUGGCUAAGACUGAUACUGGAGGUGCACCAGUUUUCCCGGGACGCUGGUGUGGCGGAAGCCUGGCUGUUGGGGCAGGAGCCCUACGUGUCCAGCCGAGAGAUUGGGUUGAGUGUGGAUGAGGUAGAGAAGCUGAUUAAGAGACAUGAGGCCUUUGAGAAGUCGGCAGCUACUUGGGAAGAAAGAUUCUCUGCACUGGAGAGACUGACAACACUGGAAUUACUGGAAGUUCGGAGACAACAAGAGGAAGAGGAGAGGAGAAGGAAGCCCCCGUCACCAGAGCCCCUCCCCCAGCCUGCAGAGGACUCCGAGUCACCACAACAGUGGGACGGAAAAGGAGAGCAGAUCUCUCAGAAUGGAUUGCCGUCGGACCAGGAGUCUCCACGGGCGACAGAUGCUGUUGAUGCAGGUGAAAUCGUGAACGGAGUAGCAGAGCAAAGGACCAGCUCGAAAGAGCCCAGCCCGACUCCCUCCCCAUUAUCGAACCGCAAAGCCAGGGGUUCUAUUCAGGCAGCCACACUGCCAGCUAAACCACAAGAUACAACCUCUACUCAGAUGGAAGGGGUGCUGCAUCGCAAGCACGAGUGGGAGGGACACAAUAAGAAGGCAUCCAGCAGAUCCUGGCACAAUGUUUAUUGUGUGAUAAACAACCAAGAAAUGGGCUUCUAUAAAGAUUCUAAGAACGCCAGUCAAGGCAUUCCAUACCACAACGAGAUUCCAGUCAGCUUGAAAGAGGCCGUCUGCGAGGUGGCCAUAGACUACAAGAAGAAGAAACAUGUCUUUAAGUUACGAAUAACUGAUGGCAAUGAGUACCUCUUCCAAGCCAAAGACGAUGAGGAAAUGAACACCUGGAUUCAGGCCAUCUCAUUAGCAAACACCUGGGAUAAGUCAGAGGUGUCCCAGAGCAGCCAGAGCACUCCAGCCUCCAGCCGUGCACAGACCCUGCCCGCUAGUGUCACCGUGACAGGCGACUCGAGCCCUGGCAAGAGGGAGAGGGAGAAGGACAAGGAAAAGAGAUUCAGCCUGUUCGGCAAGAAGAAGUAACAUGGCACCUUGUAACACACUGCACUUCUCUUCCAUUUCCAGUGAAAUUCCAGCAUGCAAGCUCAGACCCAGUACAUCACACUCUGUGCCUAAUGUUCCUCAAAAUUGGAUUUAGAUGUAAUUUAGGGAGAGUUUUUAAAGAAAAAAAUGAAUUAAUUUUAAGACAUAGGGUGUGAGGUACGUUGGGCAGCAUUUAUUUUAAAAGAAACAAACACAGGACCAGAUUUAUUUUCUUUUUUUUUUUUUUUGAUUUUUUGAAAAAUUGUAUGUAGUUUUUAGGGUCUAAAUAUUUAAACAUUUCCUCAAUUUUGUGAGGCUGUCUUGGGAACCACCUACAUUCUUUUGCUGUUGGUAUGCAAGGCAGCGGUGCUUUUCAAAAACUUCCUUUGAUUCUGCACAUAUAAUUUCCACUGUAAAAUUCCAAAAACACUUGUUAAAUUCCAUUUACUAAGGUUGCUAUGCUGUGUCCUGACUAAUAAUAAUAAAAAAACCUUCCAUCCAUUAUAGGCUUUAAGAAGGUAUAUCAUCUUUGCCAAUUAUACCUAGUAUAAACAUGCAUUCAUUUGGAUACAAAACCAUUAUAACCUAGCGUUGUCUAUUAACCACACAUGCUGGGGUGUUAUGCAGCACGUGUGAAAAAAUAAGAAUGGUUAUAUAAGAAGGAUUAGUAUACUGAAACAAUUUUAAAACUGUAAUUUUAAACAUAUUCUUCUUUUGUGUUUUUUUUUUUAUUUGUUCUUUAGUUGCAUUAUACUGUGUUUCAAAUAAUUCUAGUACAAAGUAUAAAACAAACUAGAUGUAUAAUAAACACUUUAAAGCAUUGAUGUUAAGUGGAAAAGCAUUUACUGGAAAAAAAAGUAAUGUUACUGAAAUGGUUGCUUGCUUGUUGGCUUAUAGCACUGCGUGUUAUAAUUUUUGCUACAUUAUCUUGCUAUUUGAUACAUAGUGUGCAUUUCUCUGUCACUGUAACUAUUGUAAUGAAAUUGUUCAUCUUCUUGCACAAUCAAAAAUGACAUGUUAGGAAUGAAAUCCUCGCAAUGACUGGGCCUGUAAUCGUAUAGCAGAAGGGCCUAGCUUUCUGAUGUAUUCAACUGCACCUGUAGACUUUUACCCUCUCUGCUAAAUAUGUGCAACGUUAUUAAAAUGCUUUUAAAACUUGA